CCCUCCGAGCCUGGCCAGAGAAACCCACUUGCGCCACUCGGUGACCCACCGGCAUGUCCAGACCGUCGCUCAGACUCCGACGCGUGCCAAGGCAGGGUUGGAGCAGCACGCCUGGGAUUGCUCCGCUGCUACCGCUGCUGCUGCUGCUGCUGCCACUCCAGGCUGAGGCCAACUGCCCGUGCCAGGAUCCAGCGCUGUGCCAACCCAUCCGCAACCACCCCAACUUCGAGGUCUUUGUGUUUGACGUUGGUGGCAAAACUUGGAAAUCUUAUGACUGGUCACAGAUUACAACUGUGGCACUUUUUGGAAAAUAUGACUCAGAACUUAUGUGCUAUGCUCAUGCAAAAGGAGCCAGAGUAGUGCUAAAAGGAGAUGUAUCCUUAAAGGAUAUCAUUGAUCCUAAUUUCAGAACAUCCUGGAUAGCUCAACAAGUUAACUUGGCCAAAACACAAUAUAUGGAUGGAAUUAAUAUAGACAUAGAGCAAGAAGUUAAUUAUUCAACACCUGAAUAUGAUGCACUGACUGCUUUAGUCCAAGAAACUGCAGACGCUUUCCAUCAUGAAAUUGAGGGAUCACAGGUAACCUUUGAUGUAGCUUGGUCUCCAAAGUGCAUAGACAGAAGGUGCUAUAAUUAUACUGGAAUUGCAGAUGCUUGUGACUUUCUCUUUGUGAUGUCUUAUGAUGAACAAAGUCAGGUCUGGUCAGAAUGUACGGCAGCAGCCAAUGCUCCCUGUAAUCAGACAUUAACUGCAUAUGAUGACUACAUCAAGAUGGGCAUUAACUCCAAGAAACUUGUAAUGGGUCUUCCCUGGUAUGGUUAUGAUUAUACCUGCCUGACUCUAUCAGAGGAUCAUGUUUGCACCAUUGCAAAAGUCCCUUUCCGGGGAGCUCCUUGUAGCGAUGCGGCAGGACGUCAGGUGCCCUAUAAAAUAAUUAUGAAGCAAGUAAACAGUUCUAUUUCUGGAAUCCUGUGGGAUGAAAAUCAAAAGUCUCCAUAUUAUAACUAUAAAGACUCUGCUGGCCGUUUUCAUCAAGUGUGGUAUGAUAACCCGAAAAGCAUUUCUUUAAAGGCAACAUAUACACAAACCCGUGGCUUACGGGGCAUUGGCAUGUGGAAUGCUAACUGCCUUGACUACUCUGAAGAUGCUAUAGCCAAACAGCAAACUGAAGAAAUGUGGAAAGUCUUAAAACCGAAGCUGUGACGUAUGUGAACAUCUUUUGUCAAACUUAAGAUUUAGAAAAUCAUCUAUGUAAACAGAUCUGGUUUCUUGAAAAGACAAAAAAAUUUAUGUUGUUGACAUGUACCUAUAUAUGUUACUUAUCAGUAUAAUUAAAACAGACAAAGAAUAAAGAGAUAUUUUGAUUGUUUAUAUUUGAAGAUGUAUAGAUAUCUUAAUUAUCCAGCAACAUAAAGGUAAGAAGUCGACAUCCUAUAUUAAUUAUUCCUUUAUAAGAUGCUUUAAUACUAUAAUUAGGAACUACUGCUUUCAAAAUUUUAUUAUGCUGUUUUCCCCUUAAUAUUAACAUGUAUGCUUACAAAUAAAUGCUGAUUUUUAAA
Molecule: messenger RNA, 1558 nt
Organism: Phyllostomus hastatus (greater spear-nosed bat)
Lineage: Eukaryota; Metazoa; Chordata; Mammalia; Chiroptera; Phyllostomidae
Gene: CTBS
Product: chitobiase
Exons: 7
Coding region: 54-1202 (382 amino acids)
Biological process (GO): carbohydrate metabolic process; chitin catabolic process
Cellular component (GO): extracellular region
Molecular function (GO): chitinase activity; chitin binding
Source: RefSeq, a predicted model, not a curated record